This is a messenger RNA of Oncorhynchus keta (chum salmon), 1063 nucleotides long. Its product is annotated as ATP synthase F(0) complex subunit B1, mitochondrial. Lineage: Eukaryota; Metazoa; Chordata; Actinopteri; Salmoniformes; Salmonidae. The coding region runs from base 133 to 888 and encodes 251 amino acids. Gene Ontology annotation, molecular function: proton transmembrane transporter activity. The record is from RefSeq and is a predicted model, not a curated record. Gene Ontology annotation, biological process: proton motive force-driven ATP synthesis. The transcript has 7 exons.
AAGGCAUAGAGUCUCGCGACGUUUGACGAGGAUUUCUCGUUCGUCGGCCAUUCUUGUGGCUCUUUGCAGUAGAAGGGCACGAAGAGAGCAGUGCCCAGUAAACCAAGGACUUGGCACUUUUCUCGUUCAACCAUGCUGUCUCGGGUCGUUUUCGUUUCAGCCAAUGCUGUAAAAAGCAGUGGUCCCCUCGGAGCUGGGCUGGUCCAGCUGGCCCAUCUCCACACAUCCCCCAACAGCCAGGCCCCAGUCCCCGCUCUGCCAGAGAAGGGAGGCAAGACGCGCCACGGUAUCAUCCCUGAGGAGCUCUUCCAGAUCCUGUACCCAAAGACUGGAGUUACAGGGCCCUACGUGCUGGGUGCUGGGCUGCUCACAUACAUCCUUUCCAAGGAGAUCUACAUCAUCAACCACGAGACCUUUGCUGCUGCCUGCAUGGGUACGGUCAUCAUCUAUGGUGUCAGGAAGUUCGGCCCCGACGUCGCGGCUUUCGCUGACAAACUGAACGAGGAGAAAGUUCAGAAGGCUCAGGAAGUGAAGGACCUGGCCAUGACCAGCUUGGCUCAGGCCAUCCAGGAUGAGAAGAAGGAGCAGUGGAGGGCAGAGGGACGACAGAUGCUCUUCGACGCUAAGAGGAACAACGUGGCCAUGCUACUGGAGACCAACCGCAGGGAGAGGGUCCACAUGGUGACCAACGAUGUGAAGAAGAGGCUGGACUACCAGAUCGCCCUGCAGACCCUUCACCGCCGCAUGGAGCAGGAACACAUGGUGAACUGGGUGGAGAAGAACGUAGUCACCAGCAUCACCCCCCAGCAGGAGAAAGCAAGUAUUGCCAAGUGCAUCACAGACCUGAAGGUUUUGGCUAAAGUCCAGCAGGCCAAGACCACUGCAUAACUCUCCACUGUACUGUCUCUAGACCGUCGCCACUCAACCCCCAACUCGUCGAUGGCCACUUUUCAUUACAAAUCAACUAUUUCCUCUUUAACGAUAUGGUCUGUCUCUUUCCAUGUAAUGAGUGUAUAUAUACAUCGACUGAUCAUAAAAAUAAAAGGUUAAUUUUAUUAACUAA